AUGACAAUAGGGUCUGCAGCACUUUGGCUCAAAUUGCAAAAAGACAUCAUCAAGUUGGAACAACAACUCAAUGAUACUACUCAACAACACGAUUAUACUACUCGAAAACUCAAUGAUACUACUCAACGACUCGAUGACACCCAAAAUCAACUCAAAAAUACUACGGAGCUGCAACUAGUUGAAGGGACCAAUCAACAACUCUAUCAAAAACUUGAUGACACCAAAAAGCAAUGCCAAGAUGACAAAUAUGAUAGAUACUAUUACGGUUUCAAAAUGUGCCUGCUCAAAUCACAAGCUUUGAGUGCGCAAAUCGAAUUCAUGACAGGGGAUCAAGAGUUUGUAAAGACCAUACACACGAUGGAAAUCGAUCGAAAGAAAAACAUCAUGGAAGUUGACCGACUCAGAGAUUACAAUGAAGAUUUAAAACGUCUAGGGGAUACUAAAAACUAUGAAAAAGGAUUGUUGAAAGUGAAAGCACUCCAGACAAACAUUGGUAUAUACCUUCAAUUAAUCAAAGAUUUGGAAAUCAAAAGAAAUCAAGAACGUAUUUUAAAUGAAAAAAAGAUUGAAGAGAUAGAAAUCAAAAGAAAUCAAGAACGUAUUUUAUAUAAACAAAAAAUUGAAGAGAUAGAGCGUCAUCCACCCAGAAAACAAGACUUGGAAUCUCAAUAA
Molecule: messenger RNA, 672 nt
Organism: Cavenderia fasciculata
Lineage: Eukaryota; Evosea; Eumycetozoa; Acytosteliales; Cavenderiaceae
Exons: 2
Coding region: 1-672 (223 amino acids)
Source: RefSeq, a predicted model, not a curated record